Molecule: messenger RNA, 4149 nt
Organism: Anopheles stephensi (Asian malaria mosquito)
Lineage: Eukaryota; Metazoa; Arthropoda; Insecta; Diptera; Culicidae
Gene: Cpsf6
Product: cleavage and polyadenylation specificity factor subunit CG7185
Exons: 6
Coding region: 363-2300 (645 amino acids)
Biological process (GO): mRNA alternative polyadenylation
Cellular component (GO): mRNA cleavage and polyadenylation specificity factor complex
Molecular function (GO): mRNA binding
Source: RefSeq, a predicted model, not a curated record
GAGUGAGAAACGUCGUACGUUCGCGUAGAAGAAAAUUCAGUUUUUCGACGUAAUUUAGCACCUUUUUCCUAGCCGUCGGUAUUGCCAAGCGUUUCGGUUUACUUCUACGUGCAAGUAAAGCAUGCAACACACUGCGGUGCGUGAAUAUUUGGCCCGAAAAGCGAGUGCAAAGUAACGCCUGGCCGGAGACGUGCGUAAAACCGGCGAAGCACCAGAAGCGUGAAGCUGGUUUUUGUAUCGCGUAUUGAUAGUAGUGGUAGAGAGUGGCUGCCUAUCUUCCCUGCCUGCCGUCGUGUGGUGGUGGUGUCGUCGCCCGUGUAAAAGAGCUUACACAGUCGCGUUAACUGAAGGAGAGAAGAAAGAUGGCCGAUGGUGUAGAGAUAGAUCUGUACGCCGACGAUUUAGACCAGGAGUAUGGACAAAAUAACGAUGAUUUCGGGGCCGAUAGUGGCGACCUGUACGACGAUGUAAUCGUACCUUCCGGUGACCGCAACAAUGCGGGCAGAGGGCCGUCUAUCGAUCGCGGCGAAGGAGUCGAUACGAAUGGGUCGUAUCACCAUCAUCCUGGCGCUUGGUCAAUCAGCCACAUUCCACGCCGUCAUCAGCUGUACGUGGGCAAUCUGCCCUGGUGGACGACGGACCAGGACAUAACGGAUUCGGUGGCGGACGUUGGCGUCAACGACUUCCAGGAGGUGAAGUUUUUCGAGAACCGGGCCAAUGGUCAGUCGAAGGGGUUUUGCGUGAUUUCGCUCGGUUCGGAGAACAGUUUGCGUCUGGUGAUGGACCGGCUACCGAAGAAAGAAUUGCACGGUCAGAAUCCGGUGGUGACGAUGCCCACCAAGCAAGCGCUUAAUCAGUUCGAGAGCCAACAAAAGACGCGACCAACGCCACCGGCCCCGGGACAAACAAACGGGCCACGGCCACCAGUGCCGGGCAUGCCGAUGGGUGGUCCAGGCGGUCCGGGCGGUCCCGGUGGCGGUGGACAUGGAGGGCCAGGUAUGGGAGGCCCGGGAGGACCGGGACCGGGCGGACCCGGUGGCCCAGGUGGCAUGGGAGGACCCGGUGGUCCGCAGCCGCGCAUGAUGAAUCCGAACAUGCCACCGGGAAUGCGUCCGCCGCAUCCACACAUGUCGGGGCCGAUGCACAUGCAAGGGCCACAUGGCGGACCGGGCGGUCCGCCAAGACCGCAGGGACCACCAAUGCAUCAAGGGAAUGGACCACCGCAGCAACCGCCCCGAUUCCAGAAUCAAAACCAAUGGAACGGUCCACCACGUAUGAACGGUCCGCGACCGGGCGGCCCGGGGGGUCCAGGCCCAAUGCAGCACAGGCCGCAAAUGUUCCAAGGACCUCCGAACGGUAUGCCACGCGGGCCACGUCCCGAAUGGAACAGGCCCCCGAUGCACGGUGGUUAUCCACCGGGGCAUCCGGGCGGCCCUGGGCAGGGACCACCGCACAUGCAGGGCGGUCCACAUGGUCCCCGUGCUCCGCAUCACGGCUCGAUGGGAGGUCCUCCAGGGCCACAAGGUCCCGCUCCGCACGUAAACCCUGCGUUCUUUAAUCAAGGCGGAGGGCCACCGAACCAUCCGAACGGCGGUGGCCCAGUAGGACCACCGCACGGACCCCAAGGACAAGGCGGAGGACCACCACAGCACUUCAACCCACAAGGUGGUGGAGCUCCACGCGGUGCACCCUGGCCCGUACAGGGCGGUAAGCCUCCCGGUGCACCGGGCGGCUUUCCGGAGCAUCCCAUCACACCGCAGCUGAGCGAAGCCGAGUUUGAAGAGAUUAUGACCAGAAACCGUACCGUUAGCAGUUCCGCCAUUGCAAGAGCCGUAUCGGAUGCCGCCGCUGGGGAAUAUUCGAGCGCAACGGAAACACUCGAGACUGCGAUCUCGCUCAUCAAACAGUCGAAGGUGGCCCAGGACGAACGGUGCAAAAUACUGAUCGUUUCACUGCAGGACACGCUGCAUGGCAUCGAGACAAAGAGCUACACCCGUCGGGAGCGGUCCCGGUCGCGCGAACGCUCGCACAGACGCCAGCGCCGAGAGCGGUCCACAUCACGCUACCGGGAAAGAUCGCGCGACCGCGAACGGGAUCGUGAACGUGAUCGGGAUCGCGAUCGUGAACGUGACGGCUCCCGUCGUUCCCGCCCUAGGAAAUCUCCCGAACCGGCCACCGAUAAUGCGACGGACAGCUCCUCCAAGCGCUACUACAAUGAGGAUCGCUACCGUUCGUCGGACCGCGAGCGGGAACGCGACCGUGAUCGGGAGCGCCGCGAAGAUCACCGGUCCCGGCAUUAAAAGCACCUGAGAAUGUGUGUGUGAUUGUGUCGUUGUUCCCUCCCACCUCCCCCCCCCUCCUUCUUUUGUUCACACGCUAUUUUUUUUUUCAAGUUUCAUGCAGCAAAUGCAUUUAAGGCCUUUAGUCGGUCUUUAGAGAAAGUUCUGUUUCGCCCUCACUCUCUCCACCCUCUCCCUCCCUUGCGGGGGAGGAAUGGAACUCAUGAUCGAUUGUAUCGAUUCCAGAGGUGUUAUCAUCUGCUGCAAAUGCUAUGUUGCUGGAAAAGUGUUUCACAAUUAUUUUUUUUGUUUUGAAAUGAAAAACAAUUCAAUUAUUAUUUUUACCGAUGUAUGGUUUUACCUUUCCGUCGGUGAAGUGCAAACGCGUGUAGCGCGAGAAGCCGAGUGAACUGUCCACAUAUUUUAAAUGGAUGGCUCGAAGAAGAACAAGAAUCUUUAUCCGUUUGCUGUGUUGUUUGUUUGAGUGGUGUGUCCAGUGAGAGGGAGGUGACGACGAAAGCAAGCAAGCACCCUUUUAAUUCCAAAUAAAUUGUAACGUCUAUUGUACGCGCGCGCGCGAAUACAAAAUGAGAUGCGAUGAGCACGCGGUGGUGGAAGAAUCGUCGGCAGACGCGCUGUUUGCUGCUGGCUGCGGACCUCCACCACUCACUAACUAGGAAAAUUAAGCGCCACGGGUGGUUCAGGUGGUUCAGCCAUUCGUUAUUGGCGCUCUAUCUGCUGACAAAGAUUUGUAGCGAGCGUGUGGAAACCCAACCAUACACCCUCUCGCUCCCAACACACGACCAACCACCAAUCAUACUCCGGCGUAUGCUCUGUUGCUCUGGUGAGUUCAUCGUCCAGCUUGCCGGUGUGUCCUGCUGCCGCACAACGACCGAUCCAGCCGACCGAAGAGUGGUGUUCUGCAGCAGCCAGCCCGGACAUGAUGGUCCCUACUGCUACGUCUCGCUACAGAUCCGCAAAGAAGAUUGUAACUCACAUGCCCCCCCCCCCUUUUUAAGUCAAUAAUUAUAAACGUAAUCAGAGAGAACAAAAAAAAAAAAAGAAACAAAAACCCAUUGUUCAAACUUUGUGUGUAUCGUGUUGUUGUAUUCUAUUCCCACCAUUUUAUUAUUAUACUUUAGAGAGCGAGUGAAGGAUAGAGGACGUAAACUAAUGUAUUUUGUACGAUAGCGAUCAACUGUUACUACUUUAAGCUGCAAGACUGUAUGUGGGACACGUGUAAAACCGGUAGCCUGCUCUUAUGGCAUAUACUUGGCGCGACUUAUUUAUGUACAAUGAUCUUAUACAAGCGAUCAGCUACGAUUUUUUGUUUUCUAUUAUUUGUAUGUAGUAGCCUUCGGCUUAACAGUUUUAAAUCUGUGAUAGAUGCACUCGCCGUGUGUGUUUGUGUGCACGAAACUACUUUUUACCACACCCCGCCAAGCGUGUGUGCAGUUAUUAUAGAUUGUAAUGCGCGAUGACUGUAAAUUUUUAUACACCGAUUAGACGAAUUUUGUAGCUUUUUUAUUAUAGGUUAAACAAACGCAAAAUGUAAAUCGAUAUGUUUAGAAUACUACCGAGCAUUAUUUGUGUGGCAAAACAGAACUGUUGUUUGCGCCACUUGCCAACUUGUCCACGUUGGACGAUGUAACGGACGAGGAUCGUAAUAAGGCGCAUUUUCUCUUGAGCCAGGCACAGUGUGUCCCAAGGAAUCUGCUUUUUUUGGUACUUGGCGGGGAAAAGCGGUGCUUCGAAUCGGAACCUAGAUUGUGUAAGAAACACACAUCGAAGCAAACUGUCAGCAAGAAAUGGUCCCUUAUUAGUACGGAAAGCUCUCUACCCCAGCGUAAUGUAUAGAGUCGCACCAGUA